UGCCCCCCUCCCCUGUUCCUACUACUGCAAUGACUCAGAUGAAGAUUGCUAUAUCACUGUCAGCAGCAGCUCAAAGGCUUGGCAUCUCUGUCAGCCGCGGUUGGACUUUGGGCACCUGCGUCAGUACCGCUCCGAGCUCCGGAGCCGCUGAAUGAGGGGGCCCACUCACUGCUCUCUGUCGCCUGGGAGCUUGUUGUGCAAUAACGCACGAGGAGGGGAGGAAAAGAAGAAGAAGAAAAAAAAAACACACACACAAAAAAAAGAGUCCCUUCCAGCUGCCGAGAGCAUCACUGACAAGCUGCUCGGUUAACAGUGAGCCUUCCCGCAAACGUCCACCCGCAUGUCCAUGUGGGCAUUGAUCCGCGUGACAGACAGCCGCCUCUAAAGCAGCCCUCCAGUUCAGGGUUUGCCCCUCCUGGCCAGCACCAAUCUGAGAUGGGUAGAAGGAGGGGGCGGGAAGGUUAGUUUGAAGAGGGCAGAGCUUUGCAAGAGGACGCCGAUUUCCCUAUUAUUUCACCGCUGGAAAAAAGAAAGAAAUAAAUAAAAAGAAUUCCAAACCCAGUGGACACUAACAGCUGAGGGAGUCAUCAGUCGGACCAAACGUCAGAACCUCAUUAACUCCAAGGAAACCCAGUCGGGAGAGAGAGGAAACAGCAGGAACACAACCCGUACAGCUGCUGGAGUCUCUUGUUUAAUCUGAUAUGGCUGCUGCACUUUGGAAGGCUAAAUCACUGGACCUGGGCUUGUGGAUCUUCCUCCUGCUCCUCAACCUCCUCCCUGCAGCCAGGGCAGUAGUUGGACACAGAGAGCCGCUACCUGAUGAUAGUAAAGACAAUAUCACCAUUUUCACUCGAAUCCUAGACAGGCUUUUGGAUGGAUAUGACAACAGGCUACGUCCUGGGCUGGGAGAAAGUGUGACAGAAGUGAGGACAAACAUCUAUGUGACGAGUUUUGGACCAGUAUCAGAUACAGACAUGGAGUACACCAUCGAUGUCUUCUUCCGUCAGAGCUGGAGGGACGAGAGGCUGAAGUUUGACGGGCCUAUGCAAGUUUUACCCCUCAACAACCUCCUGGCCAGUAAGAUCUGGACUCCUGAUACCUUUUUCCACAACGGAAAGAAAUCUGUGGCCCACAACAUGACGACUCCUAACAAACUGCUACGACUAGUCGACAACGGUACGCUUCUCUACACGAUGAGGUUGACCAUUCAUGCCGAGUGCCCCAUGCACCUUGAGGAUUUCCCGAUGGAUGCGCACGCCUGUCCCCUGAAAUUUGGAAGUUAUGCCUACACCAAUAACGAGGUGAUCUACCUGUGGACCCAGGGAGAUGAGAGGUCCGUUGCUGUUGCAGAGGAUGGCUCCAGGCUGAACCAGUAUGACCUACUGGGACACGUUAUUGGCAAAGAAACCAUCAGCUCCAGCACAGGAGAAUAUGUGGUGAUGACAACAUAUUUCCAUUUGAAAAGGAAAAUUGGCUAUUUUGUGAUUCAAACCUACCUCCCGUGCAUCAUGACUGUCAUACUGUCUCAAGUCUCCUUCUGGCUAAACCGAGAAUCGGUUCCUGCUCGCACUGUAUUUGGGGUCACUACUGUCCUAACCAUGACCACCUUGAGCAUCAGUGCUAGAAACUCCCUUCCUAAGGUGGCCUAUGCCACUGCCAUGGACUGGUUCAUGGCUGUGUGCUAUGCCUUUGUCUUCUCUGCCUUGAUUGAGUUUGCCACAGUCAACUACUUCACCAAGCGCAGCUGGGCAUGGGAUGGGAAAAAAGAGGGCAUGGAAAUAAGGGAACCGUUUCAGGCUAACAUGGCCAGGAUUAAAGAUAUGAGAAGAGAAUCUGCGACUCUGUCCAAAAAGGCAAACAACACCUUCAACAUUGUCGGAACCACCUACGCCAUCAACGUAGCUAAAGACCAAGGUUUAACGACCAUCUCCAAGAGUGCCGCCGGAGCAUCGGCCAAACUACCCUAUCUCCACAAAAUGGAAGACCCCUACACGGAGGCCAGGAAGUCCUACAACCGCGUCAGCAAAGUGGACAAGAUAUCGCGCAUCAUUUUCCCAGUUCUGUUCUUCAUCUUCAACUUAGGCUACUGGGCCACAUAUGUCAACAGAAAGCCCGCUAUCAUGAAGGCAAACAACCUAAACUGAAUUUGACCAAAUUCUAGGCAUGAUCUGGUUUGUUUCGGAGGUUAGACAGGUUUUGCAAGAGGCCAAGUCCAUUACAUCUUAUUGUGUG
Molecule: messenger RNA, 2232 nt
Organism: Morone saxatilis (striped sea-bass)
Lineage: Eukaryota; Metazoa; Chordata; Actinopteri; Moronidae
Gene: gabra3
Product: gamma-aminobutyric acid type A receptor subunit alpha3
Exons: 11
Coding region: 702-2144 (480 amino acids)
Biological process (GO): regulation of postsynaptic membrane potential; monoatomic ion transmembrane transport; signal transduction
Cellular component (GO): neuron projection; postsynapse; GABA-A receptor complex
Molecular function (GO): inhibitory extracellular ligand-gated monoatomic ion channel activity; benzodiazepine receptor activity; GABA-A receptor activity
Source: RefSeq, a predicted model, not a curated record